This is a messenger RNA of Trichoderma gamsii, 1902 nucleotides long. RefSeq lists its product as hypothetical. Bases 1 to 1902 code for a protein of 633 amino acids. The transcript has a single exon. Lineage: Eukaryota; Fungi; Ascomycota; Sordariomycetes; Hypocreales; Hypocreaceae. The record is from RefSeq and is a predicted model, not a curated record.
AUGGCAGACGCAUCAGGUUCGCAUAACCCAUUUGACGAUCUCACUGCUGAGUUGGGCGACCUGAGUCUACAACAAGGAGAGCAGGGCUCGCCUGUACACGCUGCGAAUCCUCAAGAAGAUGAAGAUGGCCUGCAAUCACCUCAUAUAAUCCGAGAGACUGGAGAUCCGCUGGAAGUCCUCGCAAUAUGUCCCAAAGACAGGAAAGUCAACUACUCACUCAACUGGUAUUAUCUCCCAGACGCAGUCGAAGAUACGGCAGAUUACUUGAUAUGCACCAGAUGUCACGCCGAUCACAUCAAAGGAACAUCCCUUGAGACCCAAUUCAAGCAAAUAAAGUGGCCUGAUGGCAACAUUGCCGUCUGCCGAUUUUGGCUCCCUCGCGUAAAGGAAGUUCUUUGGCCCGAAGCCAUCCGGACAAACGACGUGAAUGCACUACGCGAAUACAUGACCAGGCGCUUACAGAUCAAGCCUUGUCCGGGGCAAAAGGUCACCGAAGACGUCGAAGACAGGACAGUCUAUGGCCUGAUGGACGGUGAAAUCGAGGGCUUUGCCGCAUGUGAAGCCUGUUUUGAGGAUUACAUAUUUGGAACUGGCUUUGAGCCUCACUUCGGGACUUAUUCUGAGUUGUCUCCAAGAUGGAGCUGCGAUUUUGGCACCCCAUACAUUUUGGGGUCAGUUGCUCAAACGGCCAAGCAUAAUAACUGGAACGGCUUUAUAAGUAGCGCAAGGCGACGGUAUCAGCUUCCGGCGUGCACAGGCGAGCAGAUCCGGUCAGACGCUAUUGAGUGGUACUUGCUUAAAGACAACAAGCUUGAAGGCUUUCAAGUCUGCGAGACGUGUUACCUGGAUAAACUGGCAUUGACCCUUUUCAAGAGAAACUUUCAGCGCUUUUCCGAUGGAUUGGAGCCAGAGAUGUGGUGCUGUGGGUUGGCGGAUCAAAACAUCUCAACAGCAGUGGCCCUGGAGACGGCUCUCACUGUUAGAAAGGACUUUGAGGUGUUUGUAGAGGCUGCACAAACCAUUUGCAGCAUCGUUCCUUGCACAGCGAACGGUAUCGUCCACGGCAACUGGUGGACAUUGGAGGGAUGCGACGACAGGUUCAACAUAUGCGAGGCAUGCUUCACUGGUUUCUGCCAAACAAGAGGCUUGGAUCACUUCUUUCGGCUAUCGGAGCGCGACUCUUCCAAUGCCUAUGUGUGCGACUUUUGCAUUGCGAGCCCACGCUUUGUUCAGUACGUUAACAUGUUUGCAGAGAUGCUUGACCGCGGGGUCUUUGCGUGUUUUUCAGGCUUCGUCAGGACGUUUGCAGGCGUACCUGCGUGUCCCAAGAUUAAAGGCCGCGGCAAAUCCACAUGGUGGGGAUACCCAGAGGCUCAGUUCUGCCAGGAAUGCUAUCUCGACAUCGUAGCCUACACGCCGUUGGCGGGCUCGCUGCCUCUAAACGGAGAAUAUAUUGAAGAGACAACGCUCUGCCAUAUAUGGUCACCGCGGAUGCGCAGUCUAUGGUUCGAAGUCUGCGAGGCAGGCGAGGCAGGAUCCGAAGAAUCGGACGCGGCCCUGCAAGAGUUCAAGGCGUUUUGCGUGCAGAGACUUCAAAUAUACCGCAAAACCAUUUCGGAGAUUGAAGUCAUCAAGGGCAUGCAGGAAAUAAAGAAGCAAAGCGCGUUAAACCACAGCUUGCUCAGCCUUCAAUAUCAAGGUAUGGAUGGAAUGGCGACCAUGUUUGGGAGGACAGACGACUACAGAUAUGGCAGUAGUAGCCUUGGGUGGUUUGAUACGACCUAUGGAGUUCAGUCGAAGCAGCAUUGGAAUAGUUUCGUGAGCGAACUUUCGGCUUCAAAUUCGCCGGAUGACUGGGUGCGUAUGGCGCAGUUGCAGGAGAUCUGGAACAAGGUGGAAUAG